CUUUAUUCCUUCCAUUCUUCUGCUUCCUAAUGGCUGAAUUCGUCAAGCUAUCUAUCUUCGGUACCGUCUUCGAGGUUACAACCAGAUAUGUAGAUCUCCAACCUGUUGGAAUGGGAGCCUUCGGUUUAGUGUGCUCUGCCAAGGAUCAACUUACUGGUACCAAUGUUGCUGUCAAAAAGAUCAUGAAGCCUUUCAGUACUCCUGUCCUAUCGAAGAGAACUUACAGAGAACUCAAACUUCUCAAGGCACUGACACACGAAAAUAUCAUCAGCUUGAGCGACAUCUUUAUUUCACCUUUGGAAGACAUAUACUUUGUUACGGAGCUUCUUGGCACCGAUUUGCAUCGACUACUCACAUCCCGACCGCUGGAGAGACAAUUCAUUCAAUACUUUUUGUAUCAAAUUUUGAGAGGAUUAAAAUAUGUGCAUUCCGCUGGAGUGGUUCACAGAGACUUGAAACCUUCCAACAUCUUAAUCAAUGAAAACUGCGACUUGAAGAUUUGUGAUUUUGGAUUAGCUCGUAUCCAGGAUCCUCAAAUGACGGGCUAUGUCUCAACUCGGUAUUACCGCGCGCCCGAGAUCAUGCUUACUUGGCAGAAAUACGAUGUAGCAGUCGAUAUCUGGAGUGCUGGAUGUAUCUUUGCUGAAAUGCUGGAAGGCAAGCCAUUAUUCCCUGGAAAAGAUCACGUUCACCAGUUCUCAAUCAUCACCGAACUCUUGGGUACUCCUCCGGAUGAUGUGGUUGCCACCAUCUGUAGCGAAAACACUUUGCGCUUUGUCCAAAAUUUGCCCAAGCGUGAACGAAUUCCCUUCUCACAGCGAUUUGCCGAGCAGGAGCCUCAGGCAAUUGACCUAUUGGAGAAGAUGCUUGUUUUUGACCCACGAAAGCGUAUUACAGCUACUGAAGCAUUGGCCCACCCAUACCUUUCUCCAUACCAUGAUCCAUCGGAUGAACCUGCUGCACCCGAGAAAUUUGAUUGGUCCUUUAAUGAUGCCGAUUUACCCAUCGAUACGUGGAAAGUUAUGAUGUAUUCUGAGAUUCUCGAUUUCCACAACGUUGAUAAUGUAGACACUUCGCAAUACGUGGGCACUCCAAUCACCGGCGAGUCAUUGCAAGCAUAGAAAUAUCGAAGCGAAACUUACUCCAAACCACCCACCCACAUAAAUCAUAUGAUUUGACCCUUAUUUCUUGUGCCUUUCCUACUCUUACAGUUUUCCUUCUCACAUUUACUUCUCUUUGUACCAUAAAAUUCGAAUGUUCCUUGUUCCAAUGGAGGUCAGUUUUACAUAUGGGCAAUUUUUGC
Molecule: messenger RNA, 1303 nt
Organism: Umbelopsis ramanniana AG
Lineage: Eukaryota; Fungi; Mucoromycota; Umbelopsidomycetes; Umbelopsidales; Umbelopsidaceae
Exons: 10
Coding region: 30-1121 (363 amino acids)
Biological process (GO): protein phosphorylation; stress-activated MAPK cascade; osmosensory signaling pathway
Cellular component (GO): cytoplasm; nucleus
Molecular function (GO): MAP kinase activity; ATP binding
Source: RefSeq, a predicted model, not a curated record